AUGACUGUGGUUGACAUAACAGGCAGAUGCUCAGCCGACGGCCAUUAUGUGUUUCUGAACCACCGCAGUAGUGAGGUAAAGACCGAUGCCUACCUUACAAGCCUUACAGGAAGCAGCUCUGGCGCCAUGUGUCUGCAGUUCUAUCACUACAUGCAAGGUCGCGAUACCUGGACUGGGUAUCUAAAAGUAUACGUGAAGAACCCCAGUGUUAACAUCAUAGACAUCAGCCCAGUGUGGAUGGAGAGCGGGCCGAAGGGGGACAGGUGGAUCAUGAGCCGCAUUCCCUUGAUCUUUGGAGGGCAGUAUCAUGUUCCAGCUGUACCAUUUCCAAUUUCAAGCUCUAAUAUUGGUAUUCAGCAAAGCUGUAAUGUUUCCAAACUUUUAAAUAUGAUUCUAAUGGCCAAUAUUAGAUUCCACAUUGCUUCCACGUUAUAUAUAAUCGUGGUCAAUUCGCAGGUAGUCUUCGUUGGCAACGAAGGUAAAGAGGGCGACAACAGCAUCAUUGCCCUGGACGACGUUGCGAUGUUGCAAAGCCAAUGUCCUGUUGCAGCCACCUGUAGCUUCGAAGACGGUCUCUGUGACUGGCAGAACGAGCUAGGAUACGACGGCCUCGACUGGGUCAUGAACCAGGGAGCGACACCCACGCAGGACACCGGUCCGAAAUACGAUCAUACACUUCAGACUGCCUUGGGCCACUAUAUGUACAUUGAAGCAGAUGAUGGCAGUCCAAAUGACUAUGCUUUGUUAACGUCACCCUCAAUAGCUGCAGGACAAUACUGUUUCGAGUUCUACUACUAUAUGUACGGCGCCGAUAUAGGAGGGUUGGCAGUCCAGUCGGUGGUGAAUGGCGUAGAGAGGACGAAAUUCCAGGCAUUUGGGAAUCAAGGACAGGAAUGGAAAUUGGUCAGAGUCUUGUGUCAUGUGUAUAAAUUCAUGCAUGGUAAAGUAACACUCAAAGAAGAGGAAGAAUUUACCGUCCAGCUGAGAGGAGUGUUGGGCAAAGGUCCCCUCUCAGACAUGGCCAUCGACGACACCUGGACCACUAACAAGGCUUGUCCUGUUGACCCCGGCCAGUUCUUGUGCGCCGACGGGACAGGCAUAAGUUAUGAUAAAGUGUGCGACUUCAUUGCCGAUUGUCCUGGGAAGAAUGACGAAGAUCUUUGCGGUGAUUGUAAUUUCGAGCUGGGAUCCUGCGGCUGGACAUUCCUCAACACAAACGACAACAUCUGGAAGCGUGGAGGGAACAUGACAGAGGACGCGGGUGUUGAUUUCGUGUACGACCACACGCUGGGAACAGACGCAGGGUACUUUGUUUACACCAGCGAGCAACCCAGUGACGUACAGGGUCCAGCUGUGAUGGUCACCAAUCCCCUCCACAAUUCACAUCUUCAGUGUGCUAUGGAGUUUUGGUUUAGGGAGAACUCGGUAAUCGAGUCUGGUCGGCACGUGCAUUUAACCGUGAACGUUAAUAAAGAUGGACAGACCUCUCCAGUCUUCUUCCUUGUUGACAGCAAGAACAGAGACUGGAUGUUUGCAUCAGCCAGGCUUAUGGACUGGCAAGGAGAAUUCACCGUACAGAUCGAAGGUCAGAACGACAAUGGUCCAGCUGACCUGACCCUUGAUGACAUCAUAUUCACUGGCUGUGCCCUGCCUGUUUCCUCCGAUGAGUGUCUUCCUUACCAGAUGAAAUGUGCCUGGACAGGAUUGUGUAUUCAACCGGACCUUUUGUGUGAUAAUACGAACGACUGUGGUGACCUCAGUGAUGAACAGAAUUGUGGUUCAUACCCAAAUAUCUGUGACUUCGAGGAAAAUCAGUUGUGUCUCUGGAUUCAAGAACCUGAAAACGAUGAUAUUGAUUGGCAGUAUGGGAGCGGUCUGACACCUGUUGGCAGUAGAACUUUCCUGACAGGCCCUCCCGUCGACCACACGACUCGACUCUCAGUUGGCCACUACAUGUACAUCACUCCCUCACAGCCGAAACGGAGGAAGAAGAAGGAUAUGAAAACUGGUGCCUUGGCUACUCAGCCCAGUUUUGACUGUUGA
Molecule: messenger RNA, 2043 nt
Organism: Penaeus vannamei (Pacific white shrimp)
Lineage: Eukaryota; Metazoa; Arthropoda; Malacostraca; Decapoda; Penaeidae
Source: RefSeq, a predicted model, not a curated record